Molecule: messenger RNA, 1978 nt
Organism: Olea europaea var. sylvestris
Lineage: Eukaryota; Viridiplantae; Streptophyta; Magnoliopsida; Lamiales; Oleaceae
Product: importin subunit alpha-like
Exons: 11
Coding region: 153-1742 (529 amino acids)
Biological process (GO): NLS-bearing protein import into nucleus
Cellular component (GO): nucleus; cytoplasm
Molecular function (GO): nuclear import signal receptor activity; protein binding
Source: RefSeq, a predicted model, not a curated record
AGAUCACCUCACCAGCACAUUCAACAAUCACUCAAAAACCUCAUUUUCUCUCCCUUACUCUCGUCGUUAUCGAAGAUAGUUCGAUACAUAUAUAUACAUAAAAGUUGAAUUUAUUUAAUUGAGGUUUUCUUAUUUUCUGAAUCGCGGAAACGAUGUCGUUGAGGCCAAACGCGAGAACGGAGGUGAGGCGGAGCAAGUACAAGGUGGCGGUGGACGCGGAGGAGGGGCGGCGGAGGAGGGAGGACAACAUGGUGGAGAUCCGGAAGAACCGAAGGGAGGAGGGCUUGCUGAAGAAGCGCCGUGAAGGCCUUCAAGCGCAGCAGUUUCAGCCCACCGUCAACGUUCCUCAGCAGGUGGACAAGAAGUUAGAAAGUCUACCGGAAAUGAUCGCUGACGUUUGCUCAAAUGACGGCACACUGCAACUCGAGGCCACAACUCAGUUUCGCAAACUUCUUUCAAUAGAACGAAAUCCACCAAUUGAGGAAGUAAUACGGUCUGGAGUUGUUCCUCGAUUUGUUGAGUUUCUUGCUAGGGAUGAUUACCCGCAGCUUCAGUUUGAGGCAGCUUGGGUUCUUACAAACAUUGCAUCUGGAACAUCUGAUAGCACCAAGGUUGUGAUUGAUCAAGGUGCAGUUCCCAUUUUUGUGAGACUUCUUAGUUCCCCCAGCGAUGAUGUUCGCGAGCAGGCAGUUUGGGCGUUAGGAAAUGUUGCUGGCGACUCACCAAAAUGUCGUGAUCUUGUCCUUAGUUAUGGAGCAUUAAUGCCCUUAUUGGCACAAUUUAAUGACAAAGCAAAGCUAUCCAUGUUGCGAAAUGCAACGUGGACAUUGUCAAACUUUUGUCGGGGGAAGCCACAGCCUCAGUUUGAGCAGGUGAAGCCUGCCCUCCUUGCUCUUGCUCAUCUGAUACACACAAAUGAUGAAGAAGUACUUACUGAUGCAUGUUGGGCACUGUCAUAUCUAUCUGACGGGACAAAUGAUAAAAUUCAAGCUGUGAUCGAGGCUGGCGUUUGCCCUCGUUUGGUUGAGCUUUUACUGCAUCCUUCUCCAUCUGUGUUGAUUCCUGCCCUGCGCACUGUUGGUAAUAUUGUGACUGGAGAUGACAUCCAGACACAGGUUGUUAUUGAGAAUCGGGCACUUUCUUGUCUGCUUAACUUGCUGACUCAAAAUUAUAAGAAAAGCAUCAAAAAGGAAGCUUGUUGGACCAUUUCAAACAUCACCGCCGGGAAUAAGGAUCAGAUUCAGGCUGUGAUUGAGGCUGGUAUUAUUUCACCUCUUGUCCAACUACUUCAAAAUGCGGAAUUUGAGAUAAAGAAAGAGGCUGCUUGGGCUAUUUCAAAUGCCACGUCUGGGGGAACUCACGAGCAAAUCAAGUUCUUGGUGCACGAGGGAUGCAUAAAGCCAUUGUGCGACCUUCUAGUUUGUCCUGAUCCAAGGAUUGUCACAGUCUGCUUGGAGGGUCUUGAGAACAUACUGAAGGUUGGAGAAGCUGAGAAGAACCAAGGAAACACUGAAGAUGUGAAUGUCUUUGCGCAAAUGAUUGAUGAUGCAGAGGGUCUAGAGAAGAUUGAGAACCUCCAGAGUCAUGACAACAAUGAAAUAUACGAAAAGGCCGUGAAGAUACUCGAAACAUAUUGGUUGGAAGAAGAGGAUGAGCAGCUGCCCUCUGGUGAUACUACACAAUCUGGAUUCAACUUCGGAGGUGAACUUCCAGUUCCACCUGGGGGUUUCAAAUUCGGUUGAAGGAUGUUUCUUUCCUUAUUGGAAAUACUCUAGAUCUGGCUGGUCGAGCUUUUGUUCAGAGUCGAGUUGGCGAUCUGUCUGUAGUGUUUUCGUGUCGGGUCCAGAUGCAAAAUGAUUGAAGAGAUACAGUCUAAAGUAUGUUUGAUCCUCUAUGGUGGCCAAAUAAUGAAGUGGGUCGUGUCAUAGCAUCAACCAGGUUAGAUGGUAACACUUGUUCUUUAAAUGCAAGUGAAAAC